Molecule: messenger RNA, 1683 nt
Organism: Thermothelomyces thermophilus ATCC 42464
Lineage: Eukaryota; Fungi; Ascomycota; Sordariomycetes; Sordariales; Chaetomiaceae
Exons: 4
Coding region: 31-1236 (401 amino acids)
Cellular component (GO): nucleolus; catalytic step 2 spliceosome
Molecular function (GO): RNA helicase activity; ATP binding; mRNA binding
Source: RefSeq, a predicted model, not a curated record
AAUUUGUCGAAACCAAAGAAAUCUACUACAAUGGCCGACGGAGUGGGUAUUGACCGCAAGGCGGAUGAGAAGAUACAAUUUUCGACCUCGAAAGAGGUCACGGUCCACCCGACUUUCGAAUCCAUGUCGCUGAAAGAGAGCCUCCUUCGUGGUAUCUACGCGUAUGGAUACGAGUCGCCGUCUGCGGUCCAGUCCCGGGCCAUCGUCCAGAUUUGCAAGGGUCGUGAUACCAUCGCACAGGCGCAGUCGGGAACGGGUAAAACGGCCACGUUCGCCAUCAGCAUGCUCCAAGUCAUCGACACUGCCGUGCGCGAGACCCAGGCUCUAGUGCUCUCCCCAACUCGAGAACUUGCGACACAGAUUCAGAGUGUUGUCAUGGCCCUAGGCGACUACAUGAACGUUCAGUGCCACGCCUGCAUUGGAGGCACCAAUGUGGGCGAGGACAUCCGCAAGCUUGACUACGGCCAGCACAUUGUUUCGGGAACACCAGGUCGUGUUGCCGACAUGAUUCGCCGCCGCCACUUGCGCACCCGCCACAUCAAGAUGCUUGUUCUUGACGAAGCCGAUGAGCUCCUCAACCAGGGCUUCCGGGAGCAGAUCUACGAUGUGUACCGGUACCUCCCCCCGGCGACCCAGGUGGUUGUUGUGUCGGCUACACUUCCUUACGAUGUGCUCGACAUGACCACCAAAUUCAUGACCGACCCUGUCCGCAUCCUCGUCAAGCGCGAUGAGUUGACGCUUGAGGGAUUGAAGCAAUACUUUAUCGCCGUCGAGAAGGAGGACUGGAAGUUCGAUACGCUCUGCGACCUCUAUGAUACCCUCACCAUCACCCAAGCCGUCAUUUUCUGCAACACGCGACGCAAGGUCGACUGGCUUACGGACAAGAUGAGGGAGGCCAACUUCACAGUCAGCAGCAUGCACGGCGAUAUGCCACAGAAGGAGCGGGACAGCAUCAUGCAAGAUUUCAGGCAGGGAAAUAGCAGAGUCCUAAUCUCGACUGACGUCUGGGCGCGCGGUAUUGACGUCCAACAAGUCAGUUUGGUCAUCAACUACGACCUGCCGAGCAAUCGUGAAAACUACAUCCACCGUAUCGGUCGUUCAGGGAGAUUUGGACGCAAGGGUGUGGCCAUCAAUUUCGUUACUAGCGAGGAUGUGCGCAUUCUGCGGGAUAUCGAGUUGUACUACUCAACCCAGAUCGACGAGAUGCCCAUGAAUGUUGCCGACCUCAUCUCUUAACGGACGCGAUUUGAGGAUGGUGAUUCUAGAAGGUCAUUCCAGUAAUGAAAUUAUGAAAACGAAGUUACUGGGACUCUGGCUAUGCAUCAGGUUCUGCCGUACAGGCUAAAAUAAGUGGGAGGAAAGGGGGCCCAAUCAUUGAAGGCCGAGUCAAGAUUGUACGACAUACAGCUGAAGCUCGCUCGGAAGUGCUUCAGGGGCAAUAAAGCGGAAUGGGGAAAAGGCGACUGCGGGGUCAGAGCCGCCUUGGGGAAGAUGGAUGCGGAGAUUUUGUUCUGGCUAUGCGGGUUUCUCGAACCAACAACCCACGGAUUGUCCACUCAUCGAACCACCUCCGAGGGGACCCAUCGUUUGAGAUGAUGCGAAAUGAAGCUAUCUCUGUCGAUUAUGAUAAUGUCGGCUUCUCUCCUGCUGUGUUCUGAGAGCGAAUCUUCCGCCUUUCUACGC